Neodiprion fabricii is the source of this 3577-nucleotide messenger RNA. RefSeq lists its product as uncharacterized. NCBI's taxonomy places the organism in Eukaryota, Metazoa, Arthropoda, Insecta, Hymenoptera, Diprionidae. The transcript is spliced from 8 exons. Gene Ontology annotation, cellular component: plasma membrane. The record is from RefSeq and is a predicted model, not a curated record. Bases 500 to 3382 code for a protein of 960 amino acids. Gene Ontology annotation, biological process: engulfment of apoptotic cell; phosphatidylserine exposure on apoptotic cell surface; apoptotic process involved in development.
UAGCUGGCACGAAUGGCACAAAAUAAUUUCAUACGCCGUAGGCACUGAUAUAGUUAUAUUGCCAAUGGCAUACAUAUUUUUACUGGUGCAUUGGUGUGUAUUGUGGUUAAAUAAUGAGUAUAACGAGAUGACAGGGUGGUAUCAGUGCUUUAACAAGAUGAUUUAUUGCAAUUUUCACCAUUUUGUUAGCUGGAAGCAAACUAAAAAACAUCGAACGAAAUUAUACUUUUUCGCGGAUACGUAAUACCGAUGCUGGUGUAAAAUGAUUGUCAAAAGAGUCCACGCGGAGACGCUUCAAAGUUUAAAGACCUUGACAUUUUUUCGAUCUAAUUUUGAUCUGUCGCAGUAAUAUGUCGCCUCUGGCAAAACGUGCGGGAGGGGGGGCGUAGAAGUCGGAAAAAGGGGUGGCUAGCUAAAAGCGAAACGUCUGGUAUUCAGGGUAAUUUCAGUGCAACUCUUUUUUCUAGCAACUAUAAAUAUAUUAAUAUAAUUCGAACAAAUGCGUGGAAUUCAUUUGAACAUGCUAUCACCGGUGCGCAUCCAUGAAGCCAGGAGGACACAUGAAGGUGUGGAAAGUUUGCGAGGGAGGUUAGGCAACAACUGCGCUGAGAACACUGACAAUCCAGAAAGUUGCAUUGAGUAUGACGAUGAAACCGACCAACCAGAUGAAAGUGCCAGUGUAACACGUUGGGAUAUAAUAUUUCUGAGUUUCUCUAUCGUUACCCAUAUUUUCGAUAUCGGAGCUGACAUCAACUUAGCGGCUCGAUAUCUGAUCUAUAACAAGAUAACGUAUUUUGCUUGGACUGUAGUGUUCAUAAUUUUUCCGACAUUUGUAAAUACGUUCAUCAGCUUCAGAAUAAAUUACCAGGACCGCCAGCUCGGCCUAAUCCCUGUCAACGAGGAUGGAAAGCAAGGUGGUAUGAUAACGGCAACAACUAGGGCUGCAAGGAGAAAGACAUGGUGCAUUUUGGUGCUUUUGUUUCAAUUUGCUCCAGUUCUCCGCUACUGGGAUAGUCUUAGAUAUGCGAUGAAAGCACGAAGGUGCAAAAAAGCUGGGGACCUAGUCGGACAACGGCGAUAUUAUCUGAAAAUGAUUAAGGAAGAUCAGAAUGUUGCACUGCUCAGAGUUUUCGAAUGUUUCCUCGAGGCUGCACCUCAGCAAAUCCUUCAACUUACCAUUCUGCUUAAAGAUGAUGAUUUAUCUGAAUUGACUUUUCAAUUGUUGCAGAUAGGCAGCGUAUGCAGCUCCCUUGUGAGCAUGGGUUGGUCUAUGGCGAGUUAUCAUCGAACAAUCCGUUUGGCUCAACAUGACAAACCAAACAUUGACCUUGUUGGAACAAUUCUUCAAUUCUUGUGGCAUUUCUGUGUUACUGUGUCACGCAUCUUGUCGAUCAGCGUUGUUGCAAGCAUGCAGCCCUUAUAUACAGGGCUAGCCUGUGCUUGUCAUUGGGCAAUCAUGACUACCUGGUUGGCUGCAGAGCCUGGCGGAGCAGCAGAAUUUUGCCGUGACGUAAAUAACUCGCCACUCUCCCCAUUGACAGUACUCGAGAGAAUAAGAUCUGCACUUUUUGCUGCUGUGCUUGGCACCGUAUAUGUAUUCACAUACCUGAAUCCAACCGAUGGUCAUACUUUUGUCAGACACUUAUUUUACUAUGCAUUAUGCUCCGUAGAGAACGGGGCUGCCGCAGCUUUAUGGGCUACGGAAGCCAAUCAGAAGCUCCGAGAUCGUUGGUAUUUCGAAUUUUUGAUAGUUCUUUGUACUGUACCAUUUUGUAUAGGUAUCGCAGCCAUGAUACUUUACUACGUGUAUUUUCACCCCACAACUAAACGCAAAAACUCCCCCCCUGAACAAGUCACUGCAGUCAGUUCGAUUAUUAUACCAUACUCCAACAUGUCAGAUAAGCAAAUUGGCAUGGACUUACAAAAAGCGAUUAAAACGGACGUACUACGAGCCGUUACAACAGAUGUGCAACAGCAGUUAGAAACGAACGUGCAACAACAAUUCAAAAUAGACGAGCAAAAGGACUUGGAUAACUCUGUAAAAUUCAAUAUGACUGGAAUGACAAUAAACACAGACGGCAAUAACAACGAGAGUGAAAGUACCGUGAAUUUAACAGUAGUUGAUCCACAAAAUGCAUGCGAUGAGAGCAAUCCAUUCGCACCCAGAAAGAAACCAGAUAAUGCAAGGUCAAAUGAUAACGCCGUCGACGAAACACCCAGCGUUUCAAAUUUUACACUGGCGUGUAAUGCUGGGUCCAUUGUGAUGUAUUUCAUCUUCUUAACCGGCAAUAUUCGGCUUGUGAUCGAGUAUUGGACAUCCGAUAAGAAGGAAUACCUAAUUUUUAUGAUCGUGCUGCUCAUACUGACAUCGGUAAUAAUCCCCGGGGUCAGUGCAAAAAUGCAGUAUUAUGAGGUGGAAACAUCGACAACGGAGGUGGAAAAUCUAAGAAAGAAAAGAAGCCGGUUGGAUAAACUAGCCAAUCUUAAGGUACCAUUCUGGCUGGCUGUUCUUUUCCAACUUGAUGUGCUCUUGCGCUGCGUACGCCACCUGUGUCAUGGAUUAGCCGUCCGAAUGUACGGGGCGAAGGGAAAUUUGGAGAAGCAAUAUGGUUGGUACGAUGCGAUGCUCAAGGACAAUGCGGAUCUAGCGCUGCUUGACCUGAUCAGAAGUUUCGUGGCCUCAGCACCGCAGCUCAUUCUACAGCUGACCCUUUUUUUCGACCAGGGGUUGGAUUCAGUACCUUUGUGGAAGAUAUUUACCUGGAGUAUUACCGUGAUCUGCCUCGGCUUGGCAAUGAAUACAUAUCAUUGCGCGGUUCGCUUGCCCCAACCGGACAAGCGUCGGAUAACUAAACUCGGAGAGGUUUUCAUGUCCCUGUGGUAUUGUUGUACAAUUGGUGCUCGGAUCCUUCUAAUCGCCAUCACAGCAAGCAAAUGGCCAUCAUACACGUUGCUCGGUUGCACGGUCAAUUGGUUGGGAUGGACUACGUGGAUAUACGUACAGAAGAAUGGAGUGCUGAACUUUUGUCGCGAUCGGACAAAAUCUGAACCAACCGAACCGACGCGUCUCGAAUUAUUAGGGACAUUCCUUUUUUCAGCCGUCAUAGCUGUAGUCUACAUGUUCACUGCAGUCAUUUUGAAAGAUGGGUCCACUUUCCUUAGGUACUGCUUUUACUAUGGGCUAAUGACACUGCAAAAUGGAGCAAUGCUCAUACUUUUCCUAUAUUUCAGCAGUACACCUGUUGAAAACUAUUUGAUUUUAGAUGCGUCUUGUAUUCUCGCCAUGACAUUGUUUUUCAUUGGCAUUGCUGCCAUGAUGAUGUAUUAUCUAUUUUUCCAACCAACAGUGAAAAUCACAUACGUAACAUGCUCUCCAGUAUAAAUUACUACUGUUAGUCUCGUGUUCAAUGCAACUUUUCCAGUUGUAUUAUUACCCGUGUUUUUUAUGUAUAAGUUUUUUUUAACCACUGUCAAUGCUGUUAAAAUGUUAGAAAAUUGAAUGAUGAUACGUUUAAUACUGAUAAUACUUUUAUACAUGUGUAUUUUACACCAAAAAUAAAUGAAUAUAUUAUAUGUA